UCAGCUACGAUCCUUGCCUGCACAGAGGAUUUAAAAUCAACUGCAAGUUGCUGAAGAAUUGCACUUCAAGUGGUCUCAAGACAGGAGAAGCAGGUCUUCACUAUAAUGGAAGAGGCCAAGAGCUCAAAGAAUGGAAAUCAUGACCCAAGGAAGUCUGUCCGUCUUGUCUGUGAGGAAGGCAAAACAGUCAAAGUUACAAUUAAUCAAAAUUAUAAAUAUAAUAGAAAUGACAAAUCUGUGAAGGAUCUUGGGAGAAGUUCUCCAAGUGGGAAUAGCAGCAGAAAAAGUAAACAAAAUGAUGUUUGUUCUGAAAAACAAGGAGAAAAUAAAUCAUGCAAAGUAAAUAGUUGUAUUCCUGGAACUAAAGAUUUGGGAUCAAAUGUUCAGGAUCGAAGUCAUGGAAAAACAAAAAAAUUUUCUAAUUUAUCGUCAGCAAUGGAAAACCUGAAACAGACAAAAGCCCAGCCAGUGGGAGAAAAUGCUCCAGGCUCCCAUGUUGCAGGGAAUGGGGUCAGUAUGGAAAGCUUAGCAGCUACUCAGAAAGGGAAACUGGUGCUGGAAAAUCCAGUGGGAGUUCAUACUUUGAAGACUAGUGUUGAUCAGGCUGGUGAUCCUGGUAAGACUGCUGCAGAUCAAAGAAAAAUGGAACACAAGCCUGAUGACUUCAGUAAAAUAAAGAAUUCUGAAUCAGCAAAAGAACAUACCUUGGAAGCGGAUUAUUUAGAAAACACUGGUGUUAUUGAUGAAUCCAAUCUGACAGUUGAACAGCAACUAGGAUUGAAACAAGCUGAAGAACGUCUGGAAAGAGAUUAUAUCUCCCGACUUGAAAAACGCUCCCCAGAAUACACCAACUGUCAGUAUCUAUGCAAGCUCUGCUUAGUCCACAUUGAAAAUAUCCAGGGAGCCCACAAGCAUAUUAAGGAAAAACGUCAUAAGAAAAAUAUAAUGGAAAAGCAAGAAGAGAACGAGCUGCGGGCGCUCCCACCGCCCUCGUCUGCACAGUUGGCAGCUCUGAGUUUCACUCUCAUCGAGGCAGCAAAUGAACAAGGCAUCUCAGAUGAGGACUUCAGAAUUCGGCAAGAAAUUGUAAAUGAGAUGGAAAAAAUUAUUCAACAGCCCUUACCAGACUGUUCCCUGAGGAUGUAUGGCUCCUGUUUAACUAGAUUUGCUUUUAAGACCAGCGAUGUUAACAUUGAUAUCAAAUUCCCCCCUAAGAUGAGUCAACCGGAUGUUCUGAUCCAGGUGCUUGAGAUUUUGAAGAACAGUGCUGUCUACUCAGAUGUGGAGUCGGAUUUCCAUGCCAAAGUUCCUGUUGUCUUUUGCAAAGAUGUUAAAAGUGGUUUGACCUGUAAAGUAAGUGCUAGGAACGACGUGGCUUGCCUUACAACUGACCUGCUGGCUGCACUUGGUAAACUGGAGCCUGUCCUGAUUCCCUUGGUUUUGGCUUUCCGCUAUUGGGCUAGACUCUGUCACAUUGACUGUCAGGCUGAAGGUGGGAUUCCCUCGUAUUCCUUUGCCUUAAUGGUGAUAUUUUUUCUUCAACAAAGAAAACCACGUAUUUUACCGUCCUAUUUGGGCAAUUGGAUUGAAGGCUUUGAUUCGAAGAGGCCAGAUGACCACCAGCUGAAAGGGGUGGAAGAUGAAGAAUUUGUAAGGUGGGAGUACAAACCACCCACAAAUGGUGCAGCGAAAAACUCUGUUGGAGCAGAAAGCAAAGCUAAAGUUGAACAACAAAAAGGUGGUGGCAAGAAGGCAACAAGCUCAGAAGUGGACAACCAAAGCAAUGCAAAAGAGAAACAUGGGAUUUCUCUCUUAGCAUUCAAAACCCCUCACCAAGUUUCACUGGGGCAACUGUGGUUGGAACUUUUGAAGUUUUACACACUGGAAUUUGCUUUGGAGGAGUAUGUCAUCAGCAUACGGGUACAAGAGCUCUUAACCAGAGAGAAUAAAAACUGGCCUAAGAGGCGAAUAGCCAUUGAAGAUCCUUUUGCACUAAAGAGGAAUGUUGCACGAAGCCUAAAUAGCCAGAUGGUAUUUGAGUACAUCCUGGAGCGAUUUAGGACAGCAUAUAAAUAUUUUGCAUGUCCACAAAGUAAAGAUGGGAUUAAAUCCAAGCCAGAUACCAAGAAAAAAGAAAAAGGGAAAAUAAAUAAUAAGAAAUCCACAAGAUCAGAAGAGCCUGUAGCAAACUGUUGCCUUCCACAAGAGGAAAAUGUUGUAGAUAAAGAAGUUACAGGAAGUGGAUGUAACAUACCAGAGAAUGAAGUUGAAUGUAAUCAAGUGGAAGAAGCUGUAGCCAAAAGAUGCACUUCCCACGACACGGACUCUGUGCUACUUUCAACAUUGGACUCUAGCUAUGAAGAAGACAGAGAAGAAGCUUUAUCCCUUAUUCCCAAUGAAUGCUGUGAACUAAAGGAAGAAUCACCUAAAGAGAGGGAUGAUUUAGAAAUUUCAGUGUGUCUAACUGAGGGUGAGCUUAGCCACCACUGUAACUGCAGUGCACAUCAGCCUGAGGACACCAAUUCCAGUACUGAGUUUUCUGAUGCUGAAAGCAGGCAGAGUUUGGUGACAGAGUCGUCUCCGCAGACCACGUUCACUGGCACCCCAGCUACCUCGGCCAGCUGCAAAGCAGUGCUGGAAACCCAGGAUCUCAAAGAGGAAGGCAGACUCUCAACAGAAGAAAUGCAUUAUGUGUUUGAUAAGUUUAUUUUUACUUCAGGAAAGCCACCAACUAUAGUAUGCAGCAUCUGCAAACGGGAUGGACAUUCCAAAAAUGAUUGCCCAGAGGAUUUCAAGAAAAUUGAUCUAAAACCACUACCACCAAUGACAGACAGAUUUCGGGAAAUACUUGAUAUAGUGUGUAAAAGAUGUUUUGAUGAAUUAUCCCCUCCUUUAUCUGAGCAACAAAACAGAGAACAAAUACUAGCAAGUUUGGAGAGAUUUAUUCGAAAAGAGUAUAAUGAUAAAGCCAGGCUUUGCUUAUUUGGCUCCUCAAAGAAUGGGUUUGGAUUUCGGGACAGUGAUCUAGAUAUCUGCAUGACAUUGGAAGGUCAUGAAAAUGCAGAGAAAUUGAACUGUAAAGAAAUAAUAGAAGGUUUGGCAAAAGUUCUUAAGAAGCAUCCAGGUUUGAGGAACAUUUUGCCUAUAACAACAGCCAAAGUGCCUAUAGUAAAGUUUGAACACAGGCGGAGUGGCUUGGAAGGAGAUAUCAGUUUGUACAAUACACUGGCACAGCAUAACACAAGGAUGCUGGCUACCUACGCAGCUAUUGAUCCUAGGGUGCAAUAUCUGGGCUACACAAUGAAAGUUUUUGCAAAGCGCUGCGAUAUUGGUGAUGCAUCCCGUGGUAGUCUGUCUUCGUAUGCCUAUAUUCUUAUGGUUUUGUACUUUCUACAGCAGAGAAAUCCACCAGUUAUUCCAGUUCUUCAGGAGAUAUUUGAUGGCAAACAGAUUCCACAAAGAAUGGUGGAUGGAUGGAAUGCGUUUUUCUUUGAUGACAUGGAAGAAUUGAAGAAGCGUCUGCCUUCUCUUGGAAAGAACACUGAAUCUCUUGGAGAGCUCUGGCUGGGGCUGCUGCGGUUCUACACUGAGGAAUUUGACUUCAAGGAGUACGUGAUCAGCAUCCGGCAGAAGAAGCUGUUAACCACCUUUGAGAAGCAGUGGACAUCCAAAUGUAUUGCCAUCGAAGAUCCUUUUGACUUGAAUCAUAAUCUGGGUGCUGGAGUCUCUAGGAAAAUGACCAAUUUCAUAAUGAAGGCAUUUAUCAAUGGGAGAAAAUUAUUUGGUACUCCAUUCUACCCAGCUGUUGGAAGAGAAGCUGAAUACUUUUUUGACUCAAAAGUGCUGACAGAUGGGGAAUUGGCACCCAAUGACAGAUGUUGUCGUGUCUGUGGAAAAAUUGGUCACUACAUGAAAGACUGUCCAAAGAGGAGGAGUGUAAACAUUCAGAUGGUGUACGUAUCACCUGGCUGCAAAAUUCAUCAUGUGUUAAAAUGGAUUUCCUGUAGUGAUCAUGUUCAGAGGACAGUGUUGAAUUUGUUCUGUAGAUCUGAUAACGUACAUCUGCAAGGCAGGUUGAAGAAAAAGGAGAACGAGAAAGAUGAUGAAAAAGAGGUGAAAGAAGAUGACAGAGAAACAAGAGAGAAAAGGUGUUUCAUCUGUGGGGAUGUGGGUCAUGUUAGGAGAGAUUGUCCUGAAUUCAAACAAACCCGUCAGAGAAAUAAUAGUGUGCCAGGCACGCAGCUGGUCCGGAGCAUGGUCAAUUCCCAGUUGGUGGCUGUGGGCCAGCAGCAGGUGGAGCGGCCCCUGCGCACCAGGCAGUCGUCAGAAUGUUCUGAUUCGCAUCAGUCAUCUUACUCUCCACAACCUCAACAAUUCCCACAGAAUUCCUCUCAGCCAGCCUCCAUUAACCAGACUCAGCCACAAUCAAUAUCCCAGUCUAAGCACGUUCCUCAGCCACAGCAGGGUGCACAGCCACCCCAUCAGGUCCAGCUGCCUUUGUUUAACUUUCCCCAAUCUCCCCCAGGUCAGUAUUCCACCUUGCAUAACCUGGGACUGCUUCAGAUGCACCAUCACCACCAAAUUCAGCUUCCCAACACUUCUUGGCCUAUUCAUGGGCCUGUUAUUCACUCUGCACCGAGUAACCCUCCUCAUUCUACAAAUGUUCCAUUUUCUAUGAGAUCUGGCAGCAGCAGCACCACAAAUAACCAGAGCAGUGUAAGCUUGAAUGAUCCCAGUAUCAUCUUUGCACAGCCUGCUGCCAGGCCCAUGGGAAUCCCCAGCACUUCUCAUGAGGGACACUGGCACAAUCCCGUGACUCCAAACUCACUGGUGAACAAUGGCACUGUGGGGAAUUCAGGAAAAAAAAUUAGACUCGAUCACCGUAACUUCUAGGCAUUAGUGCUGUCUGCCAUUAAUGGCUGUGCAACAAUGAGAAAUCCUGCAUUCAACUGAGAAACCUCCUCAUCGUUUGAAUCACUCACAUUUCUGUGAAUGUGCUGACAAAUAAUGGAUUCCUUAUAUCAGACAAUCAUGGAAACAUUAAGGUUGGAAAAAACCUCUAAGUUCAACACAUCAUUAUAUGAUUUAUUAGACAAAUGCUGAGGUUGCAACCAUGAAUUUAGAGACUGGCAGAAUUACAGUUGUGCAAGUUGAAUAUUGUCGCCUCACCUUUAGUACAAUAUAAUAUGAUUUUAUCCAUUCUGUUUUUUCCUGUGGUUUAUCCUGCUACAUUUAACUUCCAUAAUCUUGAUGUUGAUUCCUGACAGUAUGUUUUCCUGUGACAACUGGGCAACAGCCUCUUACUUCAUAGCAAAGCCAAGUACAGAAAAAGCAAUAUAUAAUAAUUAAAGCCCAUUCAGUUUUCUCUGCAACAUGAACUGUGGCAGCCCCUAAAUUUUAACUGUUAACCUUUACGUCAUUAAUCAUGGUGAUGGUCUUCUAAUUUAUUCUGAGUGUAUAAGUCCUCCUAUGUUUAAAAAAAUAAAUCCUUAAUACAAUGUACUGGUGCAGUUGUUCAUCCUAAGAUGAAAAUUCUGAAUCUCCUGCCCAGCUUUCUCUGCACUAAUAAUGUGAUUGUCAGUAACAGUAGAUUUUCAGCUGAGUUUACAGUUUUGGAUGAGGAAUAAUUCACUAGUGGGCUUCAAACAUAUAUUAAGUUGCUGGAGAUAAAUGAUUUUCUGUUAAAAGCUUUGUGGGAAAUAUAUUUUAAAGGAUACAGGAACUUCUACCCAUGUGUUUUCUGUGUCUCCAGUGUGCUCUGUCCCUACCUCUCCAUUUUGGAUCUUCUCAUCUGUCCCCUUCUCCAAGCUUUGUCUUUCCCACAACAGCUCCUUCCAAUCCACAUGUCCUUACUAACAUAGCUGCCUUCUUUCAGACAAGCUCCAUAAAUUCUAAUUCCUUCUCCAUGUGCUGUCAGUCACAGUAUUUUUUUCCCAUCCCUCAUGUUCUAUCAAUUUCCAACCUCAUCACACUCUUUUCCCUAGUUCCCAGUCAUAGUAAUUUUGCUCUGUGAAGUUGAAUCAGUUUUAUUUCCUUUUUGGCUUAGAUGCCAUUAAGAUGAAUGCACAGUAGAGAUGAGCGGUCUGCUGUCUGUUUGAAGCAUGGUUUCUUAC
Messenger RNA from Ficedula albicollis (Collared flycatcher), 6113 nucleotides. RefSeq names its product zinc finger CCHC-type containing 11 (gene TUT4). Gene Ontology annotation, molecular function: zinc ion binding; RNA uridylyltransferase activity; nucleic acid binding. The record is from RefSeq and is a predicted model, not a curated record. NCBI's taxonomy places the organism in Eukaryota, Metazoa, Chordata, Aves, Passeriformes, Muscicapidae. The transcript has 29 exons. Bases 106 to 4893 code for a protein of 1595 amino acids.